Molecule: messenger RNA, 492 nt
Organism: Gasterosteus aculeatus aculeatus (three-spined stickleback)
Lineage: Eukaryota; Metazoa; Chordata; Actinopteri; Perciformes; Gasterosteidae
Source: RefSeq, a predicted model, not a curated record
CAGGGACACACAGAGACACACACAAAGGGACACACAGAGACACACAGAGACACGCAGGGACACACAGAGACACACACACACAGCAGGCUCUGGAUCAUGCCGUCCUCCACCUCCUCGGCUGGCGUCCUGCCGACAGGCGGCCGGAUCUUCACCUCCAUCCCCGACCUCUUCUUCAUCCCAGAGUUUGUGUGCGGGGGUCUGGUGUGGAUGCUGGUGGCGUCCACUAGCGUCGCCCCGCCCAACCCUCUGGGCUGGGUGAUGUUCGUGUCCGUCUUCUGCUUCGUGGUCACCACCGUCUGGUUCUUCAUCUUCCUCUGCGGAGCCAAUCAGGGCAGCGUCUGGCCCUCACUGGAUGUGGGGUUCCACUUCCUGGCGGAGGUGUUCUACCUCAGUGCGGCGGUGGAGCUGGCCUUCAUCACCUUCAUCCUGGGACAGAUACCUUCAGGCUCGACUGAGGCUCUCAAGACCUACAGACUGGACGUCGCUGCAGUG